Megachile rotundata (alfalfa leafcutting bee) is the source of this 1428-nucleotide messenger RNA. RefSeq names its product WD repeat domain-containing protein 83. Gene Ontology annotation, molecular function: protein binding. Gene Ontology annotation, cellular component: catalytic step 2 spliceosome. The record is from RefSeq and is a predicted model, not a curated record. NCBI's taxonomy places the organism in Eukaryota, Metazoa, Arthropoda, Insecta, Hymenoptera, Megachilidae. Gene Ontology annotation, biological process: mRNA splicing, via spliceosome.
AUAACAUAAACUUUCUAUUUUUAUUCUCAGUUUAUCAACUUAGUCAUACUUGUUUCCCGCAACUGAGCUAGUUUCAGUAGGUUGCUUUCCACCUAGAGUUAUUUUACUAUGUUAGAUUUUCAAUUCGGUUAGUCAUAUACAUAGUGGCUAAACAUAUUUGAAAGAAAGAGAAGAACGAAUGAUAUGAGAAGUAUACAGAAUAAAAGAUCACUGGGUAUAUACAUUCGAUGUCAUAAACAUUGUAAAAGUUAGGACUAAUCAGAGUCAAUAUUUCAAUAUUCGUUAAUAUAUAAAGUUAAACAUAAACGUAUACAUUUUGAAGUAAACAAGGUUUGAAAAAUUCAUAAACUUGCUAAAGAAAGAUUAAAUGAUUAUCAUAAUAAUAAGUUUAUUGUAUUCUCAACAUAUUUAAUAACAUAGUAGGUUGUGUUUAAAAUGUUAAUUGAGUAUAAAUUUAUAAGAGAAAUAGAUUGUAAACAGGGAGCUGUACGAGCUGUACGAUUUACUGUUGAUGGCGCUUAUUGUUUAACCUGUGGCUCUGACAGAAAAUUAAAAUUAUGGAAUCCACACAGAGGUGUUGCUUUAAAAACAUAUGGUGGACAUGGCGAUGAAGUAAUGGAUGCUUGUUCAUCUUGUGAUAGUAGUCAGAUUGUUUCUUGUGGUUUAGAUAAAUCAGUUAUUCUUUGGGAUGUGUCAACAGGAACACCAGUUCGUCGUUUAAGGGGUCAUGCAGGUCCAGUUAAUGCAGUAAGGUUUAAUGAAGAAUCUUCUAUGGUUGUUUCUGGAUCAAGGGAUAAUUCAGUUAUGUUAUGGGAUGUACGUUCCAAAGUACUAGAACCUGUACAAUGUUUAAAUGAAGCCAAAGAUUCUAUUUCCAGCAUCAGAGUUUCAGAUCAUGAAAUUCUAUCAUCUUCAUUUGAUGGUAAAAUUCGUAGAUAUGACAUUCGUGUGGGUGAAAUGUAUGCAGAUUAUAUGGGAGAUGCAGUAACAUGUUCCAGUUUCACAAGAGAUGGACAGUGCAUAGUAGUCAGUUGUGCAGAUGCUGUAAUUAGAUUAAUAGACAAAGAUUCAGGAGAAUUGCUUGGAGAAUUUACAGGUCAUAUAGCAAAUAAUUUAUGCUUGGAAUCAAGUGUAGACACCCAAGAUACUCGUAUUCUUUCUGGAUCAGCAGAUGGAAAAUUAUGGAUAUGGGAUCUAGUAUCACAGAAAGUAGUUACAAAGCUUUCAGGAUUUAAACCAACCAAACAUCCAAUAGUGUCACUGAGUGUACAUCCACAAACAAACUGUUUUCUAGCUACUAAUGGACCCAACAUAUUAAUGUGGAGUACUAUAUCUUCAGUGCAAGAAUAAUAUUUUCAUAACAAAAUUUAUAAUUGUAUAUUUUGUAUAUAAUAUUUUAAGUGUAAUAUACUAACAAUUAACAUUGCA